AUGGCGACACAGACGCCCACACUCAGCGCCAUCGAACGACUGCCCCUCGAAGUCCUCCUCGCCGUCUCACAGCACCUCCCUCACCCGCGCCCGCUCAUCCACCUCGCCUCGGCAUCGCCCGCGCUCUACGCACAACUAGCGCCUGUCGUACACUCCGCCGUCACGCUCGCCACUCGCGCGCAGCUCGAUGCGUUCGUCGAUCAAGCACCUCGGGUCGUCAAGGCGCGCACUCGCCGACUUACACUCGACAAGUCCGCGCCACCCUGGUCCUUCGCCGACGUCGAACGCGCACUCGACGCAGUAGAAGAGCUAGACGCACUUCGCUUGACAGGCGUCGCUCUGUCGCUCUCAGAGACAGUGGCGCUCCUCGCCCAGUCGCGAAAAGCAGUCGCUUCGCUCGACUCGCUCGUCCUAGACUCUGCUCAGGCAAGUCCUGGAAAUGCACGCGCACACGCAUUGCUGCCCUGGACGAGCGACGGAGCGAGGGGUGAUACCCUCCCGUCCGCUCCUCCUGCACUCGCACGCACUCGGUCCCUCUCGCCCGCUCCCAAGCCGAGCCAGGGACCGGACUCUACUGCUGCCCCAGCGCACGUGCUGCUCCGAGCUUGCCUCGCGAACUGUCCGAGCCUGCGCAGUCUCCGACUCGCAAACUUGCCUUUGCCUGCUUCUGCUCUUUGCGAUACCUUCGAGGGGUCCGCGAGCUCCAGCAUUCGCAUGAGGGAUACGAGGUUGCACAAGUUGGAGUUGGAGGAGGUGCAUCUUGAGGAUGAGGACUUGCGGGAGGUGUUGAAGAUGGCGGAGGGAUCGCUCGAGGUGCUCAAGGUCGUCAAGUGCUCGGGAUACUCGGGCAACGGGCUCGUCGAGGCGCUCAAGAUGCACGGGAGACGGCUGCGCAAGCUCGAGGUCGUCGUUCCGGAAUCGACGUCGAUUCGACGGCCAUCUCCUCCGCCAAGUCCUCCCCGCUCUCCGCCUCACUCUCCAGUUCGCUCGCCUAUCCGCUUAGCUCCUCUACACCUCUCGAAUUCCCCAUACGCACUCGACGCCGCUCUCCCUCAUCUCCCAAACUUGACGCACCUCGCCCUCUCCGGCUCAGCGCUCGUCUCCCCCUCCACACCCGCCUCGCUUUCGACGACAACGCCGCACCUCCGCUCUCUCUCACUCUCGCAACACGCGCUCAUCAAGCCCGCGCACCUCAUCGCGCUCGUUCGCGACGGGUCAAGCCGACUCCCUCAUCUGCGACACCUCGCCCUGCACCCUCCCUCUGCUCCGACCGAUUCGGACUGCCUCCCGCCUUGUUCCUCCGACCACGACGAUCGCGCCAUCGCAGACCUGUGGACCGCCUGUCUCGCUUCGGACGUCGAACUCGUCGGUCCGCCGUUUGAGCGAGUGAAGGAGCGGUUGGAGUGGGCUACGACCGAGGCUGCGCGCGUGGCCGUUGCGGAUAGUCAGGGUGGGACAGGGAAGAGGAGGAAGCGGCCGUCGUUGGCUGUUUAG
Molecule: messenger RNA, 1494 nt
Organism: Rhodotorula toruloides NP11
Lineage: Eukaryota; Fungi; Basidiomycota; Microbotryomycetes; Sporidiobolales; Sporidiobolaceae
Exons: 1
Coding region: 1-1494 (497 amino acids)
Biological process (GO): SCF-dependent proteasomal ubiquitin-dependent protein catabolic process
Cellular component (GO): SCF ubiquitin ligase complex
Source: RefSeq, a predicted model, not a curated record